GCUUCAAAAAGAUGGCUUGCUCUCUGCGCAGCCCCUCGCCCCUGGAGACGCAGUCUUGCAGUGACUCUUGUGACUCGCCUUUGUCUUUUACUACCUCCAUGGAGUGGGACACCCAGGUGGUGGCGGGGUCCUCCCCUCUAGGUCUGAGGACUGAGAUGGAGGGGUCACCCGUCGACCUGCGGCUGCCUGUGUGGUUGGAACCCGAGAGGUGUGCCGUGUUCCAUUGCGCACGUUGCUACGCGGUGCUCGCUGACACCGUGCAUCUAGCCUGGGACCUGUCGAGGUCUCUUGGGGCCGUGGCCUUCUCCAGAGUCACGAACAAUGUCGUUUUGUUCGAACCCUGUCUGGUUGGCAUUGAAGGUUUUCUCAAAUGCAGCACAUACAACCGUCUGUUCUGUAGUUCCUGUCGGGUUCCUAUUGGUUUCCAUCUGUAUUCCACCCAUGCUGCUCUGGCUGCCUUGAGAGGCCACUUCUGCCUCUACUGUGAUAAAAUGCUGUGCUAUGUCUUGAAAACAAAGACCAUAGUAAAUGCAUCUGAGAUGCAUAUUAACAACCUGCCUCUCCAAGAGAAGAUUGCGGAGCUGAAAGAGAAGAUAAUAUUAACACAUGCUCGUUUAAAUUCACUGACAAAGAUUCUGAAGGAAGUGACUCCUGAUCAGUCUAACCAAGAAAAUUGAAGAAGCAGAUCUCACUACAGAUGGUUGUGAACCACCAUGUUGUUGCUGGGAAUUGAACUCAGGACCUUCGGAAGAACAGGCAGUGCUCCUAACCGCUGAGCCAUCUCUCCAGCCCUGAAUGGCCUUUUAUUUUAAACAGCACUAAGGAUGAGAAGACUGCAGAUGUGGCCACACCGACUGUAGUUCCUGCCUUUGACAUAUAGGCACGAAGAUCAGCAGCUCAAGAUCAUCCUUGGUCAACCUAAGCUUCAUGAGAACUUGUCCCAAAAUCUCUGCUUGCCCCAAAUGAGUAUUUUACAGUACACCUUUGAGCCUGUGACUUUCCCCAGCUCACCAGCCCACUCUUACUUUGGGGAGUAUUGAUUCUUUAUUUUUUCUUUCUUAAUAAAUUGUGACUCUGAUACUUUAAAAAAGUUGUUUUAGGCCAAGUGUUGGUGAGGCACACCUUUAAUCCCAGUACAUAGGAAGCAGAAUCAGCAGAUCUCUGAGUGUGAGGCCAGCCUGGUCUACAGAGUGAGUUUUCUGACAACCAGGGCUACACAGAGAAACCCUGUCUGGGAAAACUAAAACCACUAACAGUGCUUAUCUCUGAAAACAUCUUUCACUACUAAUUACCAAUUAGCAUGCAGUGUCCCUUGUGUUCAUGAUGUAAAGAUAUACAGUUGCCAUGAAAAAGAGACGGGGUUAACAGUGAUGCUA
Molecule: messenger RNA, 1376 nt
Organism: Alexandromys fortis (reed vole)
Lineage: Eukaryota; Metazoa; Chordata; Mammalia; Rodentia; Cricetidae
Gene: Oip5
Product: Opa interacting protein 5
Exons: 6
Coding region: 12-677 (221 amino acids)
Biological process (GO): chromosome segregation; CENP-A containing chromatin assembly
Cellular component (GO): nucleus; chromosome, centromeric region; chromatin
Source: RefSeq, a predicted model, not a curated record